Messenger RNA from Suillus subaureus, 1641 nucleotides. RefSeq lists its product as uncharacterized. The record is from RefSeq and is a predicted model, not a curated record. NCBI's taxonomy places the organism in Eukaryota, Fungi, Basidiomycota, Agaricomycetes, Boletales, Suillaceae. The transcript has 2 exons. Bases 243 to 1520 code for a protein of 425 amino acids.
CGAUUGAUCAAGGGAAUUUUGAUUGAACUCUCGUAAGUGCUCGAGCCCUCUUAAGUCCUAGUCCGACAGGGUCGCCCUCUGCCGUAGCGUUUUGUUCUCUUCCCAUCACUCUGUAUCUCGCUGUUGCGGACGACUCACCUGGUGUUGCUUUAUUUGCAUAUAGGUAAGUAAGUCUAUUAAGCUAUUUUGAGUGAGCAUGCAGACGAAGCGUGUUCAAGUUCGGUUCAGUCUAAACGCCAGUUAUGCUCUCCCGAGUAUUUACAGUCCUUGCUAUACUUUUAGCAACGUUCAUCUAUCGGAGCGGUCGUCUUGUUAAACAUGGCAUCUUUACUCUUCCUGCACUACCUCCAUCAUACUAUGUCAAUGGCGAUGUCCAGACGCAUUGCACACUUCUUCAAGAGCCAGCCCAUACCAUUAAUUACUGCGAAGACAUGACCUUCUGGGACCACCUGGAUGCAGAUGGCACUGUAGCUGCCCGUUUUGUUAUUGCGGGGUGCGACCCUAACCGCAAGGCAUGGAACACUGUCAUGGGCCCCUUGCGCGAUCCAGAACCAAGGGCCUACCUUUGGCUUGUUGAUACGGUAGACAAUAGCCUGCAGCGUAUUGAGUUGGAUGGAUACCCGGAAGGACAUAGCUUCCACCCACUUGGGAUAGAAGUCACGCCUUCUCAGGCCGGAGCCCCAUCUAUUCUCUAUGUAGUCAAUCACGCCCGUGAAAAGACCACGAUUGAGCACUUUACCAUUUCUCCAGAUGCCCCAACACGGGCACUCUGGCAACGCACACUUUCAUCUCCUUGGUUUGUGUCUCCUAAUGCCUUGGCCAUCACGAACGAGACGUCGUUCUACGUCAGCAAUGACCAUCUCAUGACUCGUCGACUCCCUUUCCCCCUUGCACCCGUCCUGCCGCUGACCGAGACUAUUGCUGGACUACCCCUAAGUUGGCUUGCGCAUGUCACAGUUAACCCUGAUGGCACAAUCACGCACGAAGUAGCCGCUUUCGGUGUGGCCUUCGCCAAUGGCGUCGCCAUCUCCCCAGACGGCACGAUUCUCGCACUGUCUUCUACAUCUCUCGGCCGAGUCUACUUCUACGACCGCAACACGAGCACAAAUGCACUCAAAUACCGGGAGACCGUCAGCGUACCCUUCUUCAACGACAACAUCAUGUUUGAUGAGGAAGGCACACUUAUCGUCACAGGGCAUCCACAUUUCCCGUCUCUCGCUGGUGUCGCUGCCAAUAAAACAGAUGCGCGAGCGCCAAGCUGGGCCGUCUCGCUCACUCCCCUUUCAAACCAAACGCAUUUCGCGAAGAGCGCACACGCAGCAGAUAGGAAAUAUGAUUUACGUGCGCCGUUAUCGGCAUCAGAAGUUGUCCCCGCUAGUGAAGGAUGGGAGGUGGAAACAUUGUUCCAGAGCGACGGGAGUGUAUUUGGAACAUCUUGCACGACGCUCAGGGAUUCGAGGACCGACUCACUUUACAUGGUGGGCCUGUACGAGGAGGGGUUGAUGGUCUGUACGCCAUAGUUGGCUGUAUUUCGAAUGUGUACGCAACUUCAACGUUCAGCACUGGUUUCUGCUAUUUAAUGUACUAGUACCUGUGCCAAACACAAACUAUCUAUUUCCAAGAAUACUGAAAUAGCCAUUG